CGAAGUUCCCGGGGUCAACCUCGGUAAUCCCACGAGAAUCCCGUUUCGUACAUACGGAAUGUCCGACGACGAAGAACAAUCAGAGUACAGGGGCGCUGACAGUCCUGCCAUAUUCCGUGCUACCCCGGUCUCAAGGAUUGACGAACGUGGGAUUCGCAACCGAUUGAGGGAUCGGUUUGUCUUCGACAAGCGGAAGACGGCACCUCCAGCAACUACCGGCACACCUGCAACGCCGAACCUGGGGUGGAACCACUUGACUGAGCCUUCAUCGCCACCCAUCUCCCUCUCAAGCGCAGCACCGCCCUCAGUCUCAGCCCAUUCCCACACGCCCACCCCCGUGCCAUCCCCGCGUAACUCUCCUGCCGUGCAGUCCCCUGUAUGGAGGAACACUGAAGGACGUGCCGCUGUCCGGGCACCGAUAUGGGCUACGGGGAGAUAUAUGAGCGCGUCAAGGGAUAGCACGCCAAUUCCGGAUCCUAGCCCAGCUCAGGCUAGAGAUUUCGCAUCGACACCCAGCUCCGUCUCAUCAACACCGGUGGUCCCGUCUAGUUUGAGAAGGGCAAGCCAGACAACCAGGCGAGACACACCGGCCACCACUGCAGGCCGCCCUAUCAACCGCACCGAACAGUACCUACGCCUUAACCACCGCAAAGAUAUCUCCAAAGCCAUCCUGGACUGGCAACGCGUCCGCGACAGGGCAAACACGACUGCGUACCAGUUCAGAGUCACGCUUUUGAUUGAUCCGCUGCUUAUGCUGGAUCAUGACGCGGUUGUGGGGAAUGAGCUGCUGAGAGGGUUGGGCGAGGUUACGAAAGCGCAGUUUGUUACGGCGUGCUUUACGUUGUUGAGUGGUGCGUUGGGCGGGCCGGCGGAUCUGUUUCCCGAGAUGGUGCGGGUGGCUGUGGGAUUGGCUUAUAUGCCUUCGGUCUCUGGCCUUAUGAUCAGCGAUGUUCAGGAACUCCUCAGCACGUUGAAAGCGCCGGAAGAAGAAAACAGCCCUCCGACCGACACAGAGCGGAAUCGCGCACCUCUCGCCGUCUUCUUCGGCACCGUCCAACGCCUUAAACCGAUCUGUCACCGCGUACACAGCAGAUUGUACCGCUGCACCAACUUCAAAUGCAGAAACCGGAACACCGUACAUGUCGCACAGUCCACCGCCACCCUCCACCGCGUCACGAAGCGUGAUGCGAUAGGAGCCAAUCUCUUAACAUCCACGAGCGUCAAACUGCAUGAAAUCGAUCUAGUUUGUUCCCACUGCGGAGACCCCAUGCCGGAAUCUGUUGUCGAUCGCGUCGUGACGCUGGGACGAGAGGGGCACCUUUUGCUGCAGGCCGCCGACAAAUGCUUCGUUCAGGUGAUCACCAUCUGGUUGGAAGACGAGCUGACCCGGUCGAUUGCACUGGGCGAUACGGUGGAGGUGAUUGGUGUCCCUGAACGCACGCUCGGGCAGGUGUCGAACAAUCGCUUUCAUCCCCGGUUUGGGAUCCGACUGGGUGUCGUCAGCGCGCGGAAAGUCAGCGGUGCAUCGGUAGCGGGAAGCAAUGCGCGCGGCCGCAGUCAUGCGCUGACGGGGCAGUCAGAUCUUUACGGGCGCGGGACGGCAAACAUCCCCCAGUCGAUUCUGCAGCUCCAGGGCGAUAAUCUCUCACCGUAUGGAUUCACACAAAAGCUUGUCGAUCAGAUGUUUGCCGACAUUGUCCCCCGUGCGAUAUGGAGGAAAACCAAGCUGGCGAUGCUGUUGAGCUUGGUAUCGGCGCCCGUCGACGUUGACGAGCAGGUAAAGCCGCAGAAAGGCCCGUGCACGCCUCGUCGGGCUCUUCACAUGCUCUUCCUCUACAGCUCCCCCAUCCCGGCCCUCAAUCGCAUGCUGGCUUCAGUGCCACGUAUCCGCCAUUCACAUCGGUGGGUGCAUGGAUGCGAGUAUAAGCACCAGGCGCUGGGCCACGCGGACCGACAGGGCGACGGCGAUGUGAAGGCGUGCCCGAUGACAGGUGCCAAAAGCGGCGUUCUGAUGGUCGAGACGGAUCAUUUGAGGAAACCGAACCUGGACGAACUGAUCAAUGCCCUUGAGAAACGGGACGCGGGGUUGUGCAACGAGGAGGCUGGGCCGACGAGUGCGGAAGUGACCGUGUGGGCGUCCGCGAUGCUGAAGAGCGGGCGACGCAGCUACAAGGCCCAGCAUGAGGCGAACGAGCUCAGCAUGUCGUUGGCUCCCGCUUUUGCGCCGUUGAUCAGCAAGUUCGACAUAAUACUUAAUCUCCGUGGGACGGCGACACUGGACAACCAUGAGUACCUCUUGGCGCAACAUAUCCUCUCCCUCUGCACGCAGGAGAAACGCAUCGAGAAUGCAAGUACGGGCAUAUGGAACCCAGACAUGGCCCGCUUCCUGCACAUCGCGGCCAACAUCGAAGUGAAGCUCUCGAGCGAAUGCCAGACCUUCCUGCGAUUGUAUUUCUCGGCUGUGAGGAAGUUGCUCGGGGCGGGGGUCACAGAGAGCAUGUUUGCGACGAUGGAGACGUUGAUUAGGAUCGCUUGUGCGCAUGCUAAGCUUUGCCUGCGCGACACAGCACUCGUAGACGACGGGCUCGUCAGCAUCGCCUUCGUAGAGGAAACCAUGGCGCUCACACGCGGACAAUCGAUCAUGGGCUUCAAGCCCUUACCAAACGACCGGAGCAACAUCGAGAAGAUGUUUGGCGAGGAAAGGCGACAGAAAAGCGACUGGCGGAAGUUUCCUGAUGAUGAUGAGGGCGUGCAGGAUUCGGACUCGGAUAUAGAUUCGGAUUGUGAUCAGAGCAAGGCUUCGCCGGCUGAGCAGGCUUUCACUCGGUAGUGUGUUUGCAAAAUGCCUCUUUCGUUCUCAGGGUGGUGUGUGAGCUUGUCCCGUCUUUGUUCCCUUUCACUCACUAGGUUCUACACACAUGUGAUGGGUGUGCUGGAACGGUACUCGGACGAAUUUACCUCGACGGGUUCUGGGUGAAGCUACCAUUCCUAUUAGAUUUCGGGAAGCAUUCAUAUGUAGCGCUCGGGGGAAGGCAGUAUUGAGUUGGAUAGAUUAUCAUAGCCGUAUACGGGUUGCAUAAGUAGAUUAAUUUCGAGAAAAAUAACACAGAGGGGCCGAUCUUAGUCCCCACACUGAAA
Molecule: messenger RNA, 3138 nt
Organism: Fimicolochytrium jonesii
Lineage: Eukaryota; Fungi; Chytridiomycota; Chytridiomycetes; Spizellomycetales; Powellomycetaceae
Exons: 5
Coding region: 59-2830 (923 amino acids)
Cellular component (GO): MCM complex; nucleus
Molecular function (GO): single-stranded DNA binding; ATP binding; single-stranded DNA helicase activity
Source: RefSeq, a predicted model, not a curated record